This is a messenger RNA of Drosophila mojavensis, 4545 nucleotides long. It is a transcript of the gene Atpalpha, whose product is annotated as sodium/potassium-transporting ATPase subunit alpha. Gene Ontology annotation, biological process: intracellular potassium ion homeostasis; proton transmembrane transport; sodium ion export across plasma membrane. Gene Ontology annotation, cellular component: membrane. Bases 441 to 3449 code for a protein of 1002 amino acids. Gene Ontology annotation, molecular function: ATP binding; P-type sodium:potassium-exchanging transporter activity; ATP hydrolysis activity. The transcript has 9 exons. The record is from RefSeq and is a predicted model, not a curated record. NCBI's taxonomy places the organism in Eukaryota, Metazoa, Arthropoda, Insecta, Diptera, Drosophilidae.
GUCGAGCGUUGUUACCGAACUAGGAAGGUCGGUCUAACUGUAGUAGCUACACUGAGCUCUCGUCUCUCUGUGUGUCGGGUGGUACAGCCAGUGUGCGCCAGUACAAGUACACAGCUCUACAGCUCUCCGCUCUGCCCGCCGCCUUCGUAGCGCUGGUGUGCUGCUGCUUACACAAUAACUGUGCAUCGAUAAAGAAAAGAAGAAGCACACAGGAUACGAAUAUAUAUAUAAAUAUAAAAAAAAAAACCCAAACUCUUAAGCUGUUCACAGCUUAACGAGUGUUAAAAAAAAAAAACGUGUGUGAUUUGUUGUUGUUUCGUCUAAGAAGCAGCAUUUGAAGUGCAAUAAUUAGUUUGAAACGGGGUAGUUUUCUGCGAAAUACCCCCGCAACGGAAAGAUAUUGUGUAAUAGCCCUCGCCGUGUAAAAGUCAAGACGCAAGAUGCCGACCAAAGCAGCUAAGAAGGAGAACUUGGAUGAUCUCAAACAGGAGUUGGAUAUUGACCAUCAUAAAAUCUCUCCUGAGGAAAUGUACCAGCGUUUCCAGACACAUCCUGAAAAUGGUCUGAGUCAUGCCAAGGCUAAGGAGAAUCUGGAACGUGAUGGUCCCAAUGCGCUAACACCGCCCAAGCAAACACCCGAAUGGGUGAAGUUCUGCAAGAAUCUGUUUGGCGGCUUUGCCAUGCUGCUGUGGAUCGGUGCUAUACUUUGCUUUGUCGCCUACUCCAUUCAGGCGACAACCAGCGAGGAGCCAUCCGACGAUAACUUGUAUCUGGGUAUUGUACUUUCCGCUGUGGUCAUUGUGACAGGCAUUUUCUCAUACUACCAGGAAUCGAAAAGUUCGAAAAUUAUGGAAUCGUUCAAGAACAUGGUGCCCCAAUUCGCUACUGUUAUUCGUGAGGGCGAGAAAUUGACGCUGCGCGCCGAAGAUCUCGUCUUGGGCGAUGUUGUUGAGGUGAAGUUCGGCGAUCGUAUUCCCGCCGACAUCCGCAUCAUUGAGGCGCGCAACUUUAAGGUGGAUAACUCUUCGCUAACUGGUGAAUCGGAGCCGCAAUCGCGUGGCUCUGAGUUCACGCACGAGAACCCCUUGGAGACCAAAAACUUAGCCUUUUUCUCGACCAAUGCCGUCGAGGGCACUGCCAAGGGUGUUGUCAUCAGCUGUGGCGAUCACACUGUCAUGGGUCGCAUUGCUGGCUUGGCUUCCGGUCUGGAUACCGGCGAGACUCCCAUUGCUAAGGAAAUCCAUCAUUUCAUCCAUUUGAUCACCGGCGUUGCUGUGUUCCUGGGCGUCACCUUCUUUGUGAUUGCCUUCAUUUUGGGCUACCAUUGGUUGGAUGCCGUCAUCUUUUUGAUCGGUAUCAUUGUCGCCAACGUACCGGAGGGUCUGCUGGCCACUGUCACCGUGUGCCUGACCCUGACUGCCAAGCGUAUGGCAUCGAAGAAUUGUUUGGUCAAGAACUUGGAAGCUGUCGAAACAUUGGGCUCCACCUCCACCAUCUGCUCUGAUAAGACCGGCACACUCACCCAAAACCGCAUGACAGUCGCCCAUAUGUGGUUCGAUAACCAGAUCAUUGAGGCCGAUACCACUGAGGAUCAGUCGGGUGUUCAAUACGAUAGAACCAGCCCUGGAUUCAAGGCGCUCUCUCGCAUUGCCACUCUCUGUAACCGUGCCGAGUUCAAAGGUGGUCAGGAUGGUGUCCCAAUUCUGAAGAAGGAAGUCAGCGGCGAUGCCUCCGAGGCUGCUCUGCUCAAGUGCAUGGAACUGGCUCUCGGCGAUGUGAUGAACAUUCGCAAGCGCAACCGCAAAAUCGCCGAAGUGCCAUUCAACUCCACCAACAAGUAUCAAGUGUCCAUUCACGAGACCGAGGACCCCAACGAUCCACGUGUUCUGCUGGUCAUGAAGGGCGCACCCGAGCGUAUUCUCGAACGUUGCUCGACCAUCUUUAUCAACGGCAAGGAGAAGGUGUUGGACGAGGAGAUGAAGGAGGCGUUCAACAAUGCCUACAUGGAGCUCGGUGGACUCGGUGAGCGUGUGCUCGGCUUCUGUGAUUUCAUGCUGCCCUCCGAUAAAUACCCAACUGGUUACAAAUACAACACCGACGACAUCAACUUCCCCAUUGACAAUCUGCGUUUCGUUGGCCUAAUGUCCAUGAUUGAUCCCCCACGUGCCGCUGUGCCCGAUGCCGUGGCCAAGUGCCGUUCGGCCGGUAUCAAGGUCAUCAUGGUCACUGGCGAUCAUCCAAUUACUGCCAAAGCCAUUGCCAAAUCUGUCGGCAUCAUCUCCGAGGGCAACGAGACCAUCGAGGAUAUUGCCCAGCGUCUCAACAUACCCAUCUCAGAGGUCAAUCCACGCGAGGCUAAGGCUGCUGUUGUCCAUGGCGCCGAGCUGCGUGAUGUGUCGUCCGAUCAGCUUGAUGAAAUCCUACGCUAUCACACCGAAAUUGUCUUUGCCCGUACCUCGCCCCAGCAGAAGCUCAUCAUCGUCGAGGGUUGCCAGCGCAUGGGCGCCAUUGUGGCUGUCACCGGUGACGGUGUCAACGAUUCACCUGCCCUGAAGAAGGCCGAUAUUGGUGUUGCUAUGGGUAUUGCCGGCUCCGAUGUGUCCAAGCAGGCCGCUGACAUGAUCUUGUUGGAUGAUAACUUUGCCUCCAUUGUCACUGGUGUUGAGGAGGGUCGCUUGAUCUUUGAUAAUUUGAAGAAGUCCAUUGCCUAUACACUUACCUCCAACAUACCCGAGAUUUCGCCCUUCUUGGCCUUCAUCCUGUGCGAUAUACCACUGCCACUCGGUACCGUCACAAUUCUGUGCAUCGAUUUGGGCACUGACAUGGUGCCAGCCAUUUCAUUGGCCUACGAACAUGCCGAAGCCGAUAUUAUGAAGCGUCCGCCACGUGACCCAUUCAACGAUAAAUUAGUGAACUCAAGAUUGAUUUCCAUGGCCUAUGGACAAAUUGGCAUGAUCCAGGCAGCAGCCGGUUUCUUUGUCUACUUUGUGAUUAUGGCUGAGAACGGUUUCCUGCCCAUGAAACUGUUUGGCAUCCGUAAGAUGUGGGACUCCAAGGCUGUCAACGAUCUAACUGACUCGUAUGGUCAGGAAUGGACUUAUCGCGAUCGCAAGACCUUGGAAUACACCUGCCACACCGCGUUCUUCAUAUCGAUUGUCGUAGUACAGUGGGCCGAUUUGAUCAUUUGCAAGACGCGUCGCAACUCCAUAUUCCACCAGGGCAUGCGCAACUGGGCCCUCAACUUUGGCCUCGUCUUUGAAACGGUGCUGGCUGCCUUCCUCUCCUACUGCCCCGGCAUGGACAAGGGUCUGCGCAUGUAUCCCCUGAAACUCGUCUGGUGGUUCCCAGCCAUUCCAUUCAUGUUGGCCAUCUUUGUGUAUGAUGAGACUCGUCGCUUCUAUUUGCGUCGCAACCCCGGCGGCUGGUUGGAGCAGGAGACAUACUAUUAAACACUCACACAUAUACACAUACACGUACACACACACACAAUCCACACACACCCGCAGCAAAGGCAACAAAUAGUAAUUGUUUAUUUAACACAACAACAACAAAGCAACAACCGCAACUUGCAACCAACAGCGAAACACACAGAACUCUGUGCAACAAAAGCUAUAAAAAGAAACAUAUUGCAAUAUGUUUGAAAUUUUAAUUUAAUUAUUUAAAGUAAAAAAAAUACAAAAAAAAAAAAAAAAAAACAAAAACAAAAAACAAAAACAAAAUGCAAGCGAUAAUUAUUUUAAACAUUUAAGUACAUUUAAAUUAUAAAUUAAAGCUAAAAAUAAGGUUUAAAUAAAAACAAAUAAAGUAAAAACUACAACAAAACGAACAACAAACAACUUUCGACAACAACAGCAACUGCAACUGCAACCAGCAACAACAACAAUAACCUAACAAGUUUUUAGUAAAAUUAUUUAAUAAAAACCAACAAAAAAUUAAAAAAAAAAAAAACAAUGCUAAUAAAUACAAAUAUUUAAGAGAAAUGAAAGUGCGCCUAGAAUCCGAAGCAAAGCAAAGCUAAAGCGCAACUAAUAUAAUAUAUAAACAUACUCUACAAAACAUACACCAACACACUCACAGACACACACCACGCAUGAAGAGACAAAUUAUAUAAGAAGUUUAGAGAAAUUAAUAAAAAAAAAAAUGAAAAACCGAAAAUUUUGACAAAAAAAGAAGAACGAAACAAAACAAAUGAAUAAAUUAGCGUAGUUACAAAAUAAGCAAAGAUACAACAACAACAACAACAACUUGUGGAAAAUUUGGUGGGGCAAGCGGUCAAAGCGAAUAAAUAAAGAAGGAGACAAACAAAAACCAAACACAAUUAAUAUAAUUGUUUAUAUAUAUACAAACCAACCACUCACACAUAUAUUAUAUGGAAAUUCGAUUAUAUAAAUGGAGCUAUAAAAAAGUUUAGACGCUGGGUAACGGAAUAACGGCACGUGACAUGCCAAUCAUGCUCUGGCUACAGGGUAUUUGGCAGUCUAUCAGCGAAAGAACGGAAUACAAUUUGUUAUAUGUGAAGUAAAAGUUUAUAUAUAAAAAAAAAAA